Messenger RNA from Lachancea meyersii CBS 8951, 2094 nucleotides. Lineage: Eukaryota; Fungi; Ascomycota; Saccharomycetes; Saccharomycetales; Saccharomycetaceae. The record is from the annotation of a GenBank genome assembly.
AUGCUUGGUCGUCUGCUUGCAAAGAACAUGAUCCACGAUGGGGGUAUACAUGCUGAAGAGCCGCCUUCGCAGUUUACCCCACAUCUGAGCGAUGAGAUUAAACAAAAAUUAUACGGCACGAAGCAUCUGGACUGCACCGUGUCGUCCGUGCAUCGCUUCAGAGUGGUGGUAGCGCAAGAACUGGGUCAGCUAAUGAGCAGACACAAUUACCAAGUGGUUUUGGAUUACGUCACAGCGCGUGGUUCGGCCAUGGAUCACAUUUCCGUCACCGAGGUAAAGGAAUACAUGUUUGGGUCGCCUGUGCGAGCCAAGAUCCGCCAUAAAACCGAAAAAUUUCGCGUUGUGGCCAACGCGGGCGUUCUUUUAGUUACCAGGGUCUUCUAUGCUCCAAAUCGCGACACUCGACUAGCCAUAUGUCUAUCCUUACCGGAGCCAUUUUUGACCGCGCUGAGUGAAAUCUGGAGUCACAUUAGCCGGUGGCUUGAUGAGUGUCAUGCUCUACUGCUUGCCAUACUCUCAAAUGAAAACUUAACGUUUCUGCCGCGCGACUUGCGCGCUCACGAUCCUCAGACAACACAAUCAAUCAUUCAGUCCAUCCACACUCUUGUGUUGCCGCUAAUGUCUUCGCACACAGAGAUCCCCAGGCUUCUAUUAUACCCACCGGUCAAUCACGACUUUCUUUCAAGCUGGUUCAAAGACGUUUUCCAUUGGCUUGACAUAAAAGAUGGACAUAGGCUACGAUUUCUGCCGGUACUCUUCACCAAAAUCGUGCAAGAUUUUGCUGCGGAGCUGACCAAUAACGAAUGUUCUCGCAUUGUCAUCAUAUCGGGGAACAUGGCUGUUGCUAACAAAUUGAUCUUUUUGAUAUCAGCACUACUUAGGCCUCGAUUCAACGGCCGAAUACAUACCCUCGAGGAUAGCGCAGACACCCAACAGCGCGCGCACAGAGAGUCCCCGAAACAAACUUUACCAUCCAAGGGCGAGUUUGGCUCCCAGGAUUCUGAGUCUAAAUCUUAUGGCACGAUCACAGGUAAAGGUUGGGAAAUACCCAAGAAAAAUGCCUCUCUCAGCUCAACCAGUCUGUCUUCGGACGGAACACCAGCCCAGGUCAUUCAGCCUGCAUCUAUCAAGAGUAGUAGCAGCUCUCUGCAAUAUCUGUCGUCAUCUCUCUCUUCUGCAUAUGGCAGCUACGGCUCAUGGUUUGGCAAACGAAUGGGCACGACUGCAGCGCCCACUUCUGGUCAAAAUUUGAAUCAUUAUGGGAGCUCUAUGCAUAGUCCGUCUUCGAAACCCAGCGAGUACAUCGACCACUCUCCUUUUCAACAUCACAAUGGCAGCAAUUCAUCGCUUCACCAAAUGUCUUUUACCACAAAUCGAGUCACACCACUGCCGUCGCCUCUUGCGAUGGAACAAGAAGAGUAUCCGUGGACGUCAAGCACGCCAAGCUCCCCUCGUGCCGAAAACGGUCGACAAGGGUGGGGGCAGUGCUCUGGACUCCCGCUGCAUAACGUGGAUGUCAGAAGAAAUUGCAAUAGGAUUACUGACACCACAAGCGUUGAUGAAGCUUUCGAGUCAAUCUGCUUAUUUGAGCCCAAGGACUGUAAAUUAAGCAUAACUAAGGGCACUGAACGGCAUGCUCCGGUCUUGGAGGUACACUCGGAUUUCGAGUUCCAAGGCUAUCCUUGCUUUGUGGAGGAGCUGCUACCGAAAUACACAUCUUAUCUGCCAAAUUUCGUGCCGUGGUUUCAAUUGCAGGCGAUUCCCAUAGCACUGGAUGCGGAACGCAAAGUCCUGAACGCCAUGAAGGCGGAUCUGCACACUCAGGUGCAGUCCCGUACCUUGCUAAUUUCACUGCGGUCGCGCGAAAUCAAAGACGUUAAUGUGGAGCGAGAUCAUUCCUCUUCCAGAAACGUUUUAAGAACCAAGAAAGUCUUUUCGUCGGGCAAGUGCGGCAGUCUGUCGCCGAAGUUUCAGCAGCUAGUGCUGGCGUGUGAGUCGAACAUUAGACGAGCUAUGGUUAUUUGUGAAGACAAUGGCAACCCGGACGAAAAAUUUCAAGCCCUUCAACAGAUAUUCGAAGGACUCUGCCAUUGA